AUAUCGCUUGACUGAAGCACUGCUAAUAUUAACCAGAAGAGUGACUAUAAUUUGGAUACUAGAUCACUAGAUCCUGUUAAUCGAUAGUAGUGAUCAAAUUCGUGAUGAAAUGAGAUGCUAGCAAGUAUUAAAUGGGUCCUCGUCUCCACUGGCGGGAAAAGAAGUGUGGGACUAUGUGGACGUUAGAGAUGGGGCCCACAUGUUCUGGUGGCUUUACUACGCAGACAACCCGUCUGUGAAAUACCAGCAACUUCCUCUCGUCAUGUGGCUGCAGGGUGGACCAGGAGGCUCAGGAAGUGGCUUUGGGAACUUUGGGGAGAUUGGACCUCUGAACACCGACUUACAAGCCAGAAAGAGCAGCUGGGUCAAGGCAGCCAGUGUUUUAUUCGUGGACAACCCAGUGGGGACGGGCUUUAGCUACACGGAAAGGCCGGAUUGUUACGCCACCGACGUUGACACGGUGGCUUCGGACAUGCUCGUCCUCCUCAAACGCUUCUUUGCUAAGGUGGAUGAGUUUCAGAGUAUACCCUUCUACAUAUUCUCUGAAUCAUACGGAGGAAAGAUGGCAGCCGCCAUCUCCCUUCAACUCAUAAAGGCUGUGGCACAAGGGGAUGUGAAAUGCAGCUUUGCUGGUGUGGCGCUUGGAGACUCGUGGAUAUCACCAGUGGACUCCGUGAUGACGUGGGGCCCGUAUCUCUACGCUACUUCGCUGCUGGACGAUCGCGGUUUGAAGGAAGUCAGCGGCGCAGCAGAGGCGGUGAAAGACGCCGUGGAGCAAAAGCAGUUCCAGAAAGCCACAGAGCUGUGGUCCGUGGCUGAGACGGUGGUGGAGCAGAACACCAACGGAGUCAACUUCUACAACAUCCUCUCACAGGAGCCACCUGACCACGCUGCCUCUUCAGCAGGGAGGAACUUCAUAUCCCUGCAAGCUAGACGCCACGUCCACCCCCUGCAGAGACAAACGCUGAGCGAGCUGAUGAACGGAGCAAUACGGGAGAAACUGGGAAUUAUCCCUGACAACGUCACCUGGGGAGGUCAGGCUGAAGAGGUGUUCAGCUACAUGGCGGGAGACUUUAUGAGGCCUGUGGUGAACAUCGUGGACGAGUUGCUGGCUGCCGGAGUGAACGUGUCCGUGUACAACGGACAGUUGGACCUGAUAGUGGACACGCUGGGUCAGGAGCUGUGGGUGCAGAAGCUGCAGUGGGCGGGCUUGCCGGGUUUUAACAAGCUCAGGUGGACCGCCUUGGACGACCCCACCUCUCCUGGUGUCACUGGCGCUUUCGUCAAGUCCUUUAAGAACUUUGCCUUUUAUUGGAUCCUCAAAGCAGGUCACAUGAUUCCAUCAGAUCAGGGCGCCAUGGCUUUGCAGAUGAUGAAGAUGAUCACCAAGCAAGUCUGAUGCGUCCAAUCAGAAGUCAGCUUUUUAUGUACUUUGUUUUAAACCAAAGCAAUUCCUAAUAAAGAUGAAUGUAUUUGUUGUACAGUAGCUGUUUGUAUCCCCACUGAUCUCAUCAACCAAUAAAAGUAUCAAAAUAAAGGGUGAAAACACUGAAAUACGCCAACAGCAGCACACAAGCCCGGCAGUCUAACUGACUCGCCGUCCUCUAUUACAUAUGUGCGAGUCAUGAACGAGUCGUUCGAAACUCCUGAGUGUACGAAAUUGGGAAUCACGGGUACUCGCCUGUGUGAAUUUGUUCACUUACUCACCCCUGCUGCCGCUAUGAAACAGAUAAAUGGACAUUUAAGAUUACUAUACCUUCAUUAUAGAUGUGAUAAUUAAGCAUUUAUCCCUUUAAUUCAUCAAUUAUAUGCACAUAGAAUUGUUUGUAAAACUAGAGAAACGUGUUUUGUGUCUCUAGGCUUCCGGAACGAAUUAGUCCUUGUUUACGGCGGUUCAUUGGUUCCAGGCGCGACCGCCCGAAAGUUCAUUUCCGCAAAGUAGGAUUCAAUGUUAACAAAAUUGAAUGAUUUCGUAGUCAAGAGUAUAGAAAACCUGCUUAUGACUUUCUAAGUUAUUAGAGCCAUGAAGACACGAAAUAACAUUCCUAUAGUCACCUUGACACUCACAUUAUUCUUUGUUUACACCACAUUGCUAAUAGGCAGGCUACGGGAUACUGCAAGGACAAAAGACAAGGCCGCCACUAGCACAGUUUAUUUCUUGCAAACUUAAGAAACGGUUUCAAAGGAAGGGGAAGAAAGAAAGAGUACGACGCCCAAAACAUACCACUUCCAGUCGAAACAGCAGGACAACUUGUUUUCACUGUAUUGUGGCGCGGCUGACCACAUGCGGUGAUGUAACGUCAUGUCCCAGCAACCUUUGCGUCAUUACUGCCGCCUAGUGGCCAUAGUACCACGUACUGUGCAUCUUCAUUUCAAUGUUUUGACUAACAAUGGGCCAUAGCCAUAGGCCACUGUGGAACUGCAAAUAUAAAAUGUACUCAUGUAACCUUGUAUGUGUGUUCGA
Dunckerocampus dactyliophorus (ringed pipefish) is the source of this 2464-nucleotide messenger RNA. RefSeq names its product serine carboxypeptidase 1 (gene scpep1). Gene Ontology annotation, molecular function: serine-type carboxypeptidase activity. Gene Ontology annotation, biological process: proteolysis. NCBI's taxonomy places the organism in Eukaryota, Metazoa, Chordata, Actinopteri, Syngnathiformes, Syngnathidae. The transcript has 13 exons. Bases 200 to 1399 code for a protein of 399 amino acids. The record is from RefSeq and is a predicted model, not a curated record.